Molecule: messenger RNA, 1658 nt
Organism: Aegilops tauschii subsp. strangulata
Lineage: Eukaryota; Viridiplantae; Streptophyta; Magnoliopsida; Poales; Poaceae
Product: obg-like ATPase 1
Cellular component (GO): cytoplasm
Molecular function (GO): ATP binding; ATP hydrolysis activity; GTP binding
Source: RefSeq, a predicted model, not a curated record
GUUCUUUCUGAAGUCAGAUCUGCUGAGGUGGGCCUUCGUGGUGAUGAUGACACGAGAUGGGUAGUCCGUUCCGGCGCUUGUUCGGCACAGGCCCAGCUCUUUCAUGCUCGUUGACAGAGUAGAAGCUGCUUGGUCUGACUGGUUGCAUAGGCGGGUUCCUCCCCAGCACACCCCGCCGCCGCAGCGGAGCCGAGCCCGAUGCCGCCCAAGGCGUCGAAGAAGGACGGCGAGCCGGCGGAGCGCCCCAUCCUCGGCCGCUUCUCCUCCCACCUCAAGAUCGGAAUCGUUGGGUUACCCAAUGUUGGCAAAUCAACUUUCUUCAACAUAGUAACAAAGUUGUCCAUCCCAGCUGAGAACUUCCCAUUCUGUACCAUUGAACCAAAUGAGGCACGGGUACAUGUUCCGGAUGAGCGAUUUGACUAUCUUUGCCAACUUUUCAAGCCAAAGAGUGAGGUGGCUGCAUAUCUGGAAAUCAACGACAUAGCCGGGCUUGUUAGAGGAGCAAGUGCAGGGGAGGGUCUGGGCAAUGCCUUCUUAUCCCAUAUACGUGCUGUUGAUGGAAUCUUUCAUGUCUUGAGAGCAUUUGAAGACACGGAAAUCACCCAUAUUGAUGAUACAGUUGAUCCUGUUCGUGAUUUGGAAACUAUUACUCAAGAACUGAGGCUCAAGGAUAUAGAGUUUGUGCAGGCUAAAAUUGAUGACCUUGAGAAGGCAAUGAAGAGGAGCAAUGACAAGCAACUUAAGAUAGACCAUGAAUUAUGUCAGAGGAUCAUGACACAUCUUCAAGACGGGAAAGACCUACGUUUAGGAGAAUGGAAAGCUGCUGAAAUUGAGAUCUUGAAUACCUUUCAGCUGCUUACUGCUAAGCCAGUUGUUUAUUUGGUGAACAUGAGUGAAAAGGACUACCUGAGAAAAAAGAACAAGUUUCUACCAAAGAUACAUGCUUGGGUGAAAGAGCAUGGUGGUGAAACUAUUAUUCCUUUCAGCUGUGCCUUCGAACAGAAACUAGUGGAUAUGCCAGAAGAUGAAGCUGCUAAAUAUUGCACCGAAAACCAAACGACAAGUUUGAUCCCCAAAAUCAUCAAGACUGGUUUUGCAGCAAUUCAUCUCAUAUACUUCUUCACUGCUGGUCACGGCGAGGUGAAGUGCUGGCAGAUCAGACGUCAAAGUAAAGCUCCGCAAGCUGCUGGUGCAAUUCACACUGAUUUUGAAAGAGGCUUCAUAUGUGCUGAGGUAAUGAAGUUUGAAGAUCUAAAAGAGCUGGGCAGUGAAUCUGCUGUGAAGGCUGCUGGGAAGUACAGGCAGGAAGGGAAGACGUACGUGGUGCAGGAUGGAGACAUCAUCUUCUUCAAGUUCAAUGUUUCUGGAGGCGGAAAGAAGUGAUAAAUUCAUCACAGGGUCGUGUAUUUUUGCAUUUUUGAGUUCACUUGCAAGUAGCCAGGUACUAUCAGUACGGAUUGCAGACUGCGGGGAGGCUAUAUAUAAAUUUUCAUUCGCUCUGCUUUUGAAAGUACUCCUCGAUGUUAUGAAGUCAUGUGUGCCAACGGCCAACUGUACACCUGAACGAUGUUUGAGGCCUCUAUUAGAAAACUGGAAGUUGUAACUUUGUGACGGGACAAGUUUGUCGUAAUUAGGAUGCAAAGUUCUUUGUUAUGCAA